AUGACCGGAACAGGAGCUCCAUCUGGAGGAUCUGGCACUGGGUACGGAGGCGCACCGCCGCAUCGAUCAUACGAGGAGCGCGCAGCCGCUCGCGAGCAAAUGAUGAGCAAUAUUAGGGAGACGUCUCAGCAAGAUCGCCGAGUCUAUGUCGGCAACCUUUCCUACGAUGUGAAAUGGCACCAUCUCAAGGACUUCAUGCGACAGGCCGGAGAGGUUCUCUUCGCCGACGUGUUACUACUUCCAAAUGGAAUGUCGAAGGGAUGCGGAAUUGUGGAAUAUGCGACGCGGGACCAAGCCCAGAACGCUGUGGCAACGCUCAGCAACCAGAACCUCAUGGGCCGACUUGUCUAUGUCCGAGAAGAUCGCGAGGCUGAACCUCGGUUCAUCGGUGCUACCGCCAACCGCGGCGGUUUCGGUGGCGGCGGUAUGAACCCCAGUGGUUUCGCUACUGGCGGCGGCGGCGGCAUCGGCGGCUAUAACCCGGGCGGCGGCAGCCGUCAGAUUUACGUUGCCAACCUCCCGUACACUGUAGGCUGGCAAGACCUCAAGGAUCUGUUCAGACAGGCUGCUCGAAAUGGAGUCGUGAUCCGCGCCGAUGUUCACUUAGGACCGGAUGGUCGCCCAAAGGGAUCCGGAAUUGUCGUUUUUGAGAAUCCCGAUGAUGCCCGCAACGCCAUUCAGCAGUUUAAUGGCUACGACUGGCAGGGCCGCUUACUUGAAGUCCGCGAAGACAGAUUUGCCGGCGCUGGAGGCCCUAUGGGCUUCGGAGGCCGAGGCGGCUUUGGCGGCGGUGGCAUGCGAGGCGGUUUUGGAGGCGCUUAUGGUCGCGGCGGCUUCGGCGGUGGCCGUGGAGGUUUUGGCGGCGGUGGAUAUGGUCGAGGAGGCUUCGGUGGUGGCCCCGGCGUUGGUGGCAUUGGUGGUCCUGGCGCCCCCGGUGGCUUCGAUGCCAAUAACGCGCCAUCGGUUCCCCCUAACCCCUUCACUGACUAUGCCACCGCCGGAACCGACCGAAGCGAGACUAUCUACGUGCGAAACCUUCCCUGGUCCACCAGCAACGAGGAUCUCGUGGAACUCUUCACGACUAUCGGCAAGGUCGAGCAGGCAGAGAUUCAAUAUGAGCCUAGCGGUAGAUCGCGCGGAACCGGUGUGGUUCGCUUCGAUUCCGCAGAGACCGCUGAAACCGCAAUCGCCAAGUUUCAGGGUUACCAAUACGGUGGCCGACCCUUGGGUCUCAGCUUUGUCAGAUAUCUGAACGCUGCAGGUGGCGGUGACAUGAUGGAGACGGACGCCCACGCGGGUUUGACACAAGAUCAGAUUAUGUGA
Molecule: messenger RNA, 1323 nt
Organism: Colletotrichum navitas
Lineage: Eukaryota; Fungi; Ascomycota; Sordariomycetes; Glomerellales; Glomerellaceae
Exons: 8
Coding region: 1-1323 (440 amino acids)
Cellular component (GO): ribonucleoprotein complex; cytoplasm; nucleus
Molecular function (GO): mRNA binding
Source: RefSeq, a predicted model, not a curated record